GGUCAAAGCACUCAAAUCAGUCAAACUGAAAACAGGCGCCUAAUUUUAACGGUCUUUAUUUGUUGUAUUGUUAGUUUUAAGUUUAUUUUUUCGAAAUUUGUUAAUUUUAUUGUGAAAACGUUGUCUGUUGUGAUUAGUAUAGUAAUAAAUCGUCAAAUAUGUCUUUUAGCAAAGCUAGAUUGAUUCGGUUCAACGAUGUCGUUGAAAAUUUGCCUGCCAACUUCACCAAAAGCACCGAAAAGACAAAAAAGGCAGCUCGAGACAGUCCUGCCACAUCGGAAAAUGGCUCUGCGAAAAGUGUACCCGCAAAUUUUAAAACGCCAACCUUACUGAGAAAAAUCAAGACUGCAUGCUCAAGCACCAAACUGAAACCAAAGGAAUUAUUCAGCAUUGAUUUUGAGGCACUCAAAGAAAAAAACGAAGAAUGCGAAAACAAAACCAAGUUCAUUCACAAACUUUCCGAAGAGCUGGAAAUUUGCAAAACAAAAUUAAAAAACUUAACAACUGAAAAAGAACAAUUGGAAAGAGAACACCAAAACGAGUUACAAAAUUUGGAAUUGGAAAUGCUCCAAACGAUGACCAAAUUGCAGAAUCAGGAAGAAAACACUCAAAUUAAAUUACAGGAAAUCGAAGAAAAAUUACAAAAGGAAAUUGAAAAAAUUAAAAAAAAUAACGAAUAUCAAAUGGGACAAGUAAUUUUGGACUACGAAAUUAAAAUAAAAGAUUACAAUGAAGCUAAUGAGGAGGUGUUGAAGAAUAAACUGCACGAAAUUGAAAAAAUGUGGCAAGCAAAACUGGAAAACAAGGAAAAAGAGCACGAAGCUAUUUUAAAAGAAUGCCAAGACAUUAGCGAGUACAGUAUAAUAGAGUGUGAAUUAGAAAAAAAACAGAUUCAAAGGUCUUUGGAAGAAACGACAAAUCUUUAUAAAGAACUUGAAAAGAAAUAUAAUGAAAAAUUUAAUCAAAAAAUUGACACAAAUUCCGAAACUGAGUUGAACGCAAAAAUUGAAUCUUUAAAUACAAUGCUGAAGAAAAGUAAUGAAGAAGUGAAAAAAUUAAAGGCGCAAAUAAAAGCCUACGAAAUGACGAUUAAUAAUUCACAAAUGGCCAUUGAAGUAAUGAAGAAGAGACUAAUUGAAUCAGAUCGGGGUGUGGAACAACUUAAACAAGAAUUGACUGAUUGCGAAGAGAAGUUGUUAGAUUACGAGAACAAAUAUUACCAUGUAACUGAGGAAUUGAAAGAGGCUAGAAAUUUGAACGAUGACAUGGAAAUCCACUACGAGGCUGCUCUAGAGUCCAGUGUGGAAUCGAUAAAAUUAAUCAAUCAGGAUUUGUUGGAUAAAGUUGACCAGUAUAAAGAAAAAGUGAAUAAAUAUUCCAAAGAGAUAAAAAAUCAACAAGAACUAAAAAGCGAUAUAAUGGAGCAACUGACUCACAGCAUCAAAAUGGUUAAAGAUGUCAGUUCAGAAAUAGAAAACAUCGAAGAAUAUUAUGCGAUAAAAAUGAAAGAUCUAGAGGAUGCUUUGCAAAAAAGCGAAUCUUCAAACAAAGAAAAAGACCAAAAAAUUGAAGAAUUUCAAGACCAAAUAGAAAAUCUAACAGAAACAAACAAAGAGGUAGUUGACAAAUGUCUUUAUUAUAAAUCCAAGGCUGAAGAACUGGAAACUGACGCCAAAGACAGCACAAAAACACGAAAAAAAUACAUCGAAAUCAGCGGCAAAUAUGAUGCGCUGUUACAAGAUUUCGAACAUUUGGACAUUGAAAAUCGCGACGAUAAAAUUAAAAUUUCCGGAAUGAAACUGAAACUGGAAAAAUUGUUAAAAAUCGAAGAGAGCUAUGAAAAGUUGAAGAAAGAUAAAGAAAGUUUGGAAAAUGAAAAUUUAAAAAUGAAAAAUAUAAUUGAAGAGCAAAAGUUGAAGAAAAAGUUCAAACUUGGCAGCAAAAAUAAGGAAAACAUCAACAGUCCCAACAGGUCUUUGCUGGAGAGUCCAAGCCGAGGAUCGCCUUUCAGAGAGAGAAAUUGAGUCUGUACUAUUUUUUGUUUUAUUUGGAUCAAUUUCGGAAUUGAUAGUUUGCUAUAAAAUGGACAUUAAUUGUUACCAUACUCCAAAAAAAAUUUAACUUGUAAUUAAACACUUUUGAAAUUUGUUCUAAGGCCCGGUUUAUUCAUCUUCAGAUAAACUUGCUGGUGUACUAUCUGCAAGAUAUAAUCGUAUUCGUUGGCGGAUAAUUGGGGAUUCAGUUUGAGUUUUUAUGCAUACCUGACAGUUUAUCAGAUGGUGAAUAAAUCGGCCUUAAGUAUAGUUAGUUGUAAGUUUCUAUAUGAACCAAAAGUAUUAGUAAAUAGUUUUCGUUACCAAAACCAUUCCAUUAAUAAUUGAGGACUGUUAUUUAUUUUAUUUUAGUAUUUGAAGUAGUUUUUAAGUUAUUUAUUUUUCAAAUAAAAAAAAAAUGUCAUUUGAGACAAAAAAAAAAACCCAAGUACUUAAGUAGUAAAUUAGUAUGUAGUGUUUUUCUCAUUUUGUUUGUAACUAUUUAGUUUAGAUUUGUUUUUGAGGGUAAAUAAUUUUUUUUUUUUUGGACUGGAAAAAAAAGGUAAAUAAAUCUGUUAGCUUCAAUAAUUUGUAUUUAAUUUACAAACUAAUCCAAACACUAUUAGUAAAUUUCAACCAAAUUCCAAUAUUUUAAAGGUAUCAUCAUUGCGAGAAAAAAAUUGAAAUGUAAAGAGGAUCGUAUGUCUGUGAUAGCAGAUAUUUUAUGUAGUCAUUUAUUUAGCACAAUAUACUAAUUCUAUGUUACAAUAUACCGGUUCCGUCUUAUUCUAAAAUCUAAAACAAAAUAUCAAAAUCACAUUACUUAUUAAAACUAACAAUCAUAGACUAUAGACUACAAAUCCAGUCAUCCUUACAAUAAAGUUAACAAUUUAAAAAACAAAAAUCAAUCCAAAUCAGAACAAUAAUUAACCAUCUCAAGGUACAUACAAAUUAUUUUCUCUCAGCAAAUGAACUUUCAGCUGUUUCUUAAAACUAUACAUUGAAUCACAUGUUUUUAUCACAGCGGGCAAUUUAUUGUAUAGAUCGACUCCCCUAAAAAAUAACGUAUUGUCGCAGCUUUGGGUUGCCUGCUGACAAAAUUCUUGGGUUCGUUGUUCGUUUCGUUUAUUCCAAAAAUCAAAGUCCAAUUAACACAGCAAUAAUUUAUUCCACUUAACAAAACACUCUGACACUAAUUACUUUAUUAACAAACUCAACAAUUCAACUCUUUACAAUCACUAUUUAAAUCGUAUCACACUCGAACUGAAACUAAACUACAAACCAAUGCCGGCCUUCUUAUAUAUCCCUAAAUCUAUUCCUGUAAAAUCUAGAAUACACGAUAAUAUUAUUUUCCCGAAUUAAGUAGAAUAAUUCACUAGAUUCUAGUAUACUCAAGAGAUAAUACCGAGAGAUUCUUGACAGCCUGGCGGACGUUUAGCUUAUUGUGACAGUAUUUUGACCACUUUUUAUUUUUUGGUGCUAUGAAAAAAUCGUUUUGCUGAUGUGUACUGUAGUUAUGGAUUUCAUUAUUAUAAAUUAUUUUAUCCAUUAAGUAUUGAGGGGCAUGACCAUUCUUUAUCUUGAAAAUAAAAACCAUAACACUGUACUUAAUAUAUUCAGAAACAGGCAACCAUUGCAAACGUUCUUGCAUAGAACGGAUUGAAGUGUAUCUGUUACAUCCCAAAAUCACCCUCAUUGCACGAUUCUGCAUUUUUUGUAUUCUUCCUAAUGUAUUCUGGUUUAACAAAAACAAAAUACUUGCACAAUAAUUAAUAUGUGGUAGUACAAGUGUAUUAUGUAUAACAAAUUUAGUCCAGAAACUCAAAUAUGGACUGCAUCUUGUUAGAUGACUAAUAUUGUAGCUCAAUUUGCUUGCAUCAAAGUACGUAGGUCCUGCUAUGC
Messenger RNA from Ceutorhynchus assimilis (cabbage seed weevil), 3935 nucleotides. The record is from the annotation of a GenBank genome assembly. NCBI's taxonomy places the organism in Eukaryota, Metazoa, Arthropoda, Insecta, Coleoptera, Curculionidae.